UCUCUCUCUCUCUCUCUCUCUCUCUCUCUCUCUCUAUUCACUCAUGCACUCAUGACAAUCACAAAAGAUUCUCGAAGGGCAAAUGACUUGAUCAAAAUCAAUUUUGUCUAAAGUGUUGGCCGAAAUGGUAUCGAGAUCAUCUUUAUUUUUCCACGUGAAGUUAAAUUAUUUUUUUACACAAACAUUCUUCUGGAUUAUUCAGGGCAAUUUUUUGCAUGAAAGCGUAGGCAAAUAUGAGACAGUAAACAUGCCUCAUGGCUGGAGGCAAGAACAACAGCAAACAAAAUGGAAAUUUAGACGAAACGUCUCAGUGGCUGUGCCACAAUAAUCUUGAUUCCUCUGGAACGCUUGAGUUUUCUCCAAGUUAUGAAUUCAAAAAACGGAACAGUGCGGAACAAUAUCGCACUAUUGUCAAAAAUAUCAACCAAUUACAAAAUAGUAUUCUGAGAAUAUUUACGGAUUCCUUGCAUUGUGAUCUUAAUAUAAUACAUGGUUAUAAAAUAAUACGUAUAAACGAGUGCAUUGUUAGAACAAGAUCGCCACAUUUGUACAAAGUCCUCAAACCUUAUUUUAUUUAUAUUAACAAAAUAGUCCAUUGCAUUCUUGACAAAGCUGGGCUUUUCCAUCAGAUUGCAAAUUUUGUGAGGCUUCUGUACAGUAAUUUGGACUUAUCUCGAGAAGAGCAAUUGUUGGUGAAAAUAAUUCUGAAUACAAAUUGUAAAUGUUAUUUUUUAAAUAAAUUUGAUACCAAUAUAUCUCAAGUCGAUGGCAGGAUAUGUGAAUAUAGGAAAUGUCUGACAUUGAGCUGUGACACGCAACAUCAUCUACAAGACGUAAAAGAUUAUGCUGUAACGAAUGCUAGUCCUGCUGCAUCAGAAAUGGCUGAUUCUGGCUUGGAAACAGGUUCAAUAAGCCCACAUGAUAAUACCACAUCAGAGAAUUCAAGCACAGAUUUGGAGGUGACGCAAACAGCAGAGUAUACUUCUACUAAUGAUGAUGAUUCAGAUCGAAUACGUGCCGAGCGGAUACGCAAAAGGAGCGAUCAUAAGAUGCUCUUGUGUGAUGAACAUUGCGAGUCGCUCAACAAUAGCAAUUACCAUGAAAAGAGUGCGACACAAUCCGGAACGAAUGAUCGUAGCACAACAUAUUCAUCAAUGGAAAUGGAAUAUCAGCUCACGAGUACGUCAGACAACGCUCAGGAAACAAAGUCAAAUGUCGAAGAGAUCUUACAAUACGAAAAUCGUAUGUUAAAUGAGCCAUUUUACGAAUCAGAUUGUGGCAGCGAUGAAAAUGAAUCUUUUGAAUUUAUCGAGCCCAUUCCUUCGGCAAGUAAUGAUCACAAGGAAAUCUCUUCGACAAGUAAAUUAGAAUGGAAAACACAAUCUGAUACCCAAGAAUUGAAAAGCGUAACGGCUGAAAGAGAGUCCGAGCAUUUUCGUUCUGCUAACGCGACUAAUCACAAUAGUUCUUCCACAAGUGGAUAUUAUUUCAUCGAUGCCUCUACCUUGAAUGAUGAAGUAGACAUUGUGUCUACGAAUGUAAGAAAUCAAUAUGGCAAUGAUAGUACGUCGCUAUCGUAUUUGACAUUUUCGUCAAAUUAUGCGGAUUAUACUACAAACAAAUCAAAUAAUAUCGCGGAAGAACCAUCGUACAAAUUUACACCAUUUAAGACGACACCACUACAAACCGGCCAUAAACGAGUGGCAGAGUUUGAAAAAGAAUUGAAACUUACCGAAUAUUUGCAACCAUUUUCAGAAUCACAUAAAAUAAAACGGGUAGAUUCUACAUUGGAAGGAAAGAUCGCGAGCAAACCAACGGAGAAGGAAUCGUUGAUCGUAGAGAUAAAAGAGGCGGAUAGUGGGGAGAGUGCGCAUCCUUCUCCGUGUCCUGACAACAAUACGAAAUUGAGCAACAACCGAAAUGAGAAAACAGAAAUAUUGGACAACAUCGAGGCAUCAAGAAAUGAAAACGAGAAAGAUACAAGUUCAAAUGAGGACAGACGACCUUCGCUCAUCAGAAGAAAUACGUUCGAGCUUGAUUCUAACGAUGAGAAAUUAUCCGUUUUAAGACAAGAAUAUGAACGUCGACAAGGUAGCCUCGUCUUUCAAAGCGCCAUUCCGCAAUACUCCGGACAUCGCGUGGACGGAGACUCUAUUUACCAUGCACUAUCCGAUUCUGUAGUUCCUUCAAUUACCGAACCGUCGAUCACCUUUACACCUGACGUUCAGAUUAAUACUCAACAUCCGGUGUCGUACUUAUUAGACAGUCCUGAAUACAAAAUUAAUCAAACGCAAACGCAAAACAACCAUCUACGAACCAAUCUUGAUAAAUCUUGCGCGGUUUAUCCGGUCAUCAAAAGUGCCAGCGAUAAGUCUAUCAUAGAUUGCGGUAAGGAUUUGGAUACAUCUAAUCAUUGUAGCAGUAGUUUACCAAUUACCCUAGACUCCAUCUUAGAGAAAGGUAGCCGAGCGGAACCUGUAAAGAGAAACAAACGCGACGAAGCUACUCCAAUUAUUUCUGGUGGUGUCAGCACCUCGGAUUAUUCAAAGCCCUCGGACAGUCCUACAGUGCGACGCAAAACGGAAUCCACGCCAAUUGUGUCAGGUGGCUCAGUGAUUAUGAACAAGCCUGAAAUUAAAGUCAAGUCCUCCAGAAUGUCUUCCUCCAUGACUGCUUGGGUAGUCGAUAUGAGUGAUUGUAAGGAGGAAUCCAAAUCUCGGAACAACUCACGGAGCAUGUCGCAAAGCUUUUCCACUUCGGAAAAUGUCAGAAGACCUAUGCACAAGUCGAGCAAUCAUGAAAAACAUGGUAGUUUAGGUUUUUUUGUUAACCUGAAGGAUAUGAACGAUGUUGAACCCAUCAAGCGUGAUCACUUACUUGAGAGGAAGGAACAUAGAGAUAGUAACGGCAAACCUUAUUGUGAAUUUUACAUAGAUAUCUCUGAAAAGAAUAAUGGUGAUAAAAUCAAGCCAUUCGUUAAAUCAGACAUGAGCGUGAAAAACGAUGUUUCUAACGAAAGUGAGAAGAAAAACAUCUUCUCGAUGUUUAUCGACCUGAAUGAUAUGCGUGAGACCGAUACGCGAGACGUAGCUCCGACGCAUAGACGAAGCUUUUCAAUGGCACCUAAUAAAUUAACGGAUAUUAAGACGGAUGAUAGUAGCUCCAAAGAUAACAGUAGUGCCGCGGGAGAUAAUCAGUUGCCGCAAGAACAAAAGAAAGAAAAAACAAAGCCUAGCGUUUUCAUGUUCAUAGAAUCCGAUUCUCCUGUUGUGAGAAGACGGACACUGUCUACUUCACGACCGACGUUCAAACGACAUUCAUGGAAUGUAGAUAAGACACAAUCGGUGAACAGUAGUAAUGGCUGCGUGGCGAAAGAGCUUAUGUUUAGACGGGAACACAAACGUGCACAUAGCGUAUCGAUAGAUAGUCGCGGUAUCUUAAGACAAUCCCAGGCAAAGACAAGCUCGUCCAGUCAUUCACUGAGCGACGCAGCUAAAGCGGAUUCUUACAAUCAUAAAAAUUUCAAGACGUUACAAGAGCAUGAGAAUAACUCGAAUAAUAUGGACACAUCGUCUGAGGAUGUAUUUGAGUUUGACGUAAGGGAUACUCCGCCAAACUCUCACGUGGAAAUCGAGAAUGAAGAGCUGCGUAUUAGCGUGAAUCAUCACGAAUACAAGGAAAUAACUUCCGAUCAGGUGGAGAAUUUGGAAAGCAAUGAGACGAAGGCAUACGAGGACGAGUUCUCGGAGACCUCCGCUUGGGAAAAGACAUGUACAGAGAGCACUGAAGGUCACACUCGUAAAAGUGAGACAUUUGAUAUUAGUAGCGGCAGCGGACCUUCCCCGGAUAGUGACAACCAUUAUUAUGGAUUAACCGAUUUGCUGAAUUCGAAUGUUAAUGACAGAUCGCAACUAGUCGCUGCAGGAAACAACACUAAGAUAUCAGAAACUCGUAAAUCAUUAAGCGAAACAAUAAAGAAAAUUGAGUGCGAAUUGAAGGAGCCGGAAUAUAACGACAUUAAACAGACAUACGAUUGUCGUUCGUCAAAGAAAACCGGAAAGAUGCCCGAUCGUAAUUUAAAGAAUUUGCAUUCAGAUUCUGACAAGACGAGUACUUUCAGUUUCGUACGUUUGUCAGAUUUGGAUAAAACGCCAACUGUCAGUCAUGCACCGGAUAUUUUAAUGGUGAAGGAUGACAGAAGUACGUAUCGAAUGAGCAGCAGUAUUCCAGAAACAUCGUGGAUAGAGAGCAAGCUAGUGAUGACGAGAAACAGUGGUUCUGCAGCCAAGCCAGUCUCCAGGAAACUCGCUUCUGUUAUGAGCACGUCGCUUCCAUCCAAGCAGAAGUCUCCACUGGAGGAUUUGACUGGUGAUUGUGAAGCGGAAGGAAUUAUUUCUGAAUCUGAUCUCAGCAGUAUGCAAAGUAGCAUGGGACGUUCCGGAGCGGAAGGUAGCACGGAGGAAACUGAAACAUCAAGUAUAGCUGGUGCAAAGCCACACAAUAGACUGGGAGAGGAUUUAUUAAGGAUGUUUUUAGAAGAAAUCAAUCCUGAUGUUACAAUAGACGUGGCCGGUCGACGUAUAAGAGCACAUAAAUGUAUAUUAAGCUCUCGUUGCCAAUAUUUUGCUGCAAUUUUAAGCGGCGGAUGGAUCGAAAGUGCAGGCAAUGUUAUUUCUCUACAAGGAUAUUCUUACAAUGCAGUUCAUUUUGCAUUGUGUCAUAUCUACAGUGGAGAAAGUAAUAUACCAGAUUCUAUAAGUAUCGUUGAAUUAGCAACAUUAGCUGAUAUGUUGUGUUUGGAAGGUCUCAAGGAAGUUAUAGGAUAUACGCUUAAACUUAAAUAUUGUCAUUUGUUUCAUAAGCCAUGCCAGAUAUGUGCUGUUGGAGUGUUAGAAUGUAUGCCAUUAGCAGCAGCGUAUGGUCUAGACGAAGUGUAUCGAAGAUCACUUAGAUGGAUUACGAAGCACUUUGUACGAAUAUGGCCAUGCAAAGCAUUUGCGACUCUUCCUAGAGAACUUAUGGAAAAAUGUUAUCAUCAGCAUAUAGUACACAUGUCUACCGACAAUGUGCUUCAAACUAUGAUGGACUGCGAUAAGUUAUUGGCAACCUUACCAAACGUGCGAUGGGCAGAGCCAGUAUUUCGGAUGGUAUCGAACCUAUUAGAGACAUCAGUAAAAUUUCUAUCGGAAAAUUUUGCGGGUGUCUUAGGAAAUGAAAAUUUUCAAUCGCUUGGUCGCGAAUCAACGUGGAAUAUCAGUCGUUUAGAAGAUCAUUUUUUAACAGCCGUCGAACAAUUGCCGCCCGAGCAAGCGUGCAAAAGUUAUUCGAAACUAAAUAAAAUGUUACUCGCGUCACAGACAGACGAUCUUCAAGGUAGAAUCAAACCGGGACCGUUGUUCAUCGAUUUCCUGCAUAAGCUUCAAGGUCGCGUGGAAAAAUGUUUGGUGCGCGAUGCCACACGUGCUGCGAGAACUACUACGUGGUUGAAAAUGGAUCUGGAACUUCGCAGGAGAAUACAAGAGCUAGCUUGUCUCGUAAUCUUGCCUCACGAGACUUCCAAGCGUUUAUCCAGACAUUCAAACUUUUUAAAAGAAUCUCGCGCGCCGCCUAAUCGCUCAAUGAUAAGCCGUAACUUAGAUUUAAAACGUGUAAAAAUGGCGAUUUCUGAGCACAACGACAAAACCUUAAAGCAAACACCAUCAUCCAAGCAAACAAAGAAAGUUUUGUACAAGCCAAAAACAGAUCCACUUGAGCGUAAAAUGCAAGAAGAUAAACAAGUUACCUCUGAAACCAUUAGGCCAAAAUCGUGGCCUAACAAAAUAGAGGUAAAAUCAAGAUAUCUCGAACCAAGAAGUAAACCUAUUCCAAAGGAGAAUGUAUCUGUGCAUCAUGACAAAAUUGUACAACAGCGGCGCAAAAUUAUGAUUUCUUCGUCUGAUUCGUCGCGCACUUCCAGCCCGGCAAUGAAACGUGCGACGGAUAAAAAGCCACUAUCAAAAAUGAAGUUACCAGUCAAAAAAGAUGUAAAAGCUCUCUCAUCCGAUAGUUUAACGGAGGCAAAUGCAAAUGCAGGUCGGACUGGCAAUAAGAAGGAUUUGAUUAGUAAAAGUUGCGCUAUCACAAGACCCGAAUCGCCUUCUUUUAAACAAAAAAGCACUGAAAUAGGUUUAUCGAUCGAUUCUUUAGAAACCAAAAGUAAGCCGGUUACUAUCAAAAAGAAAAUUAACAAGAUGGAUACAUCUAUGUCCACCGACAGUCUCAUGACGGAGAUAACAACUACUCCAAAGUCCAAUGUAUCCAAUAAAUUAUCACCUAUUUUGGCGAAAGCGAGCAAAACGCAAACGUAUGAUAGCAGGAUGAAAAAAAGCUCGCCGCCAACGCAACAGAGAAGUCCAUUAACGAUCGCUAAAAGAUCUCCGAGAUCAUUGGAAAGUUCUACCGCUGCUAGUCGCAGUAGAGCCGCUGCUAUCAGUAGCACAUAUCAUGGUUCACCGAAUUUACGCAGAAGUUUACUGGAUGCUGCAAGGACACCAGACGUCCUUAGUAAACCGGUUAACACGGUAGCUCCUUUCAAAACGCGACAGAUCACGCAGGCAAAUGUUCCUCCUAAUACGAGAAGAGAAAAAAAAGAGAUUCAAAAUUCACAGAGUUCUGAUAGCCCUAGUAAGAAAUCCUCUCCAAAGUCUAGCAUUGGCAAUAAGAUGAUCAAAUCAGUUAUUACUAGCAAGAGAAUUGUCAGUAAAGUCGACGACAAGAUUAAAAAGUGCCAUAAUGUUGAGAUACAAAAACAACCUACAGUAGGUUCGAGAUCUGGCACGUUUCUUAAAGAUGAACCUACGAUACUUAAGAAAGUGGACAUUAAAUCGUCGCAAAUUAAUACUUAAUGCUAUUAAUAAUUCUAUCGAUAGAAUAUGCAUUGUCGAUGCAAUAUUCGUUUCUGUCUGCUGAUAUUAUACCUUAAUCAUUUUAUAACAUUAAAAAAAA
Molecule: messenger RNA, 6984 nt
Organism: Pogonomyrmex barbatus (red harvester ant)
Lineage: Eukaryota; Metazoa; Arthropoda; Insecta; Hymenoptera; Formicidae
Molecular function (GO): protein binding
Source: RefSeq, a predicted model, not a curated record